CUUAACAACAUCCACAUUAGAGAAUCUCUCAAAGCUCUAGCUAUUAUACUGUAGGCAGCUUCACCAUCUCUUCCAUUGCUAGAAUGGCUUCUUCACGUGGCUUGAUGGCUCUCCCUUGCAUGGCUCUUGCACUCAUGCUAUGUGUGCAGGGCGCCCUUGGUAAGGUCACGUGCGAGGACCUGGACAAGAGCACGUGCGCGUUCGCUGUGUCAUCAUCCGGCACGCGCUGCGUGCUUGAGAAGCAUGUGAGGAAAGGAUGGGAGAAGUACACGUGUGGCUCAUCGGAGAUCGAGGCGGAGAAAUUAACGGACUGGAUUGAAACAGAUCGGUGCAUCGAGGCGUGUGGGCUUGAUAGAAACACGCUCGGGAUAUCAACCGAUUCUCUCUUGGAAUCCCAUUUCACACAGAAGCUUUGCUCUCCGCCCUGUUAUCAGAACUGUCCCAACAUCGUUGACCUCUACUUCAACCUCGCUGCUGGUGAAGGUGUAUUUCUUCCCAAACUAUGUGAAUCACAGGGCACAAAUGCUCGUAGACAAAUGGCUGAGAUCAAAAGCUCUGGCAUCGUAGCGCCGGGACCCGAAUCAGCGGGGAAGGGCAUCGCAGUGGCCCCCGCAAUGUCGCCGCUCUGAUCUGUACCAUCAUUUCUUACAUUUCAUGUGAAACGUGUGAGGAAGAUCUUGUAGGGCAUUUUAGAUUAGUGUAAGAUUACGAUUACUGUCUAAUUGAGCUAUGGUCCACCAUGAUCAAAUGUGUACACGUGUGCAUUCACGUGCAACUCGCAUGUGAGUGGUUUUUUUUUAUUUUUUAUUUUUCUUUAUAUAUUUCAUGUGAUUUAUUAAAAUUCAAAUGUUGGGAAGUUCUGAUAUGUCUACUUGGGUUGAAAAUGGCACGUGUGUUGUGCACGUGGGAAUAUAAGUGCUUGUUUUAUUUCAUCAUAUUCAUAUACAAGAAAUAAAAGAAAUUAUGUUUUUUAAA
Magnolia sinica is the source of this 975-nucleotide messenger RNA. RefSeq lists its product as uncharacterized. The record is from RefSeq and is a predicted model, not a curated record. NCBI's taxonomy places the organism in Eukaryota, Viridiplantae, Streptophyta, Magnoliopsida, Magnoliales, Magnoliaceae. Bases 84 to 629 code for a protein of 181 amino acids. The transcript has 3 exons.